Molecule: messenger RNA, 6928 nt
Organism: Cheilinus undulatus (humphead wrasse)
Lineage: Eukaryota; Metazoa; Chordata; Actinopteri; Labriformes; Labridae
Gene: foxn2a
Product: forkhead box N2a
Exons: 6
Coding region: 144-1376 (410 amino acids)
Biological process (GO): regulation of DNA-templated transcription
Cellular component (GO): nucleus
Molecular function (GO): DNA-binding transcription factor activity; cis-regulatory region sequence-specific DNA binding
Source: RefSeq, a predicted model, not a curated record
CCGCGCGCUGCGUGUAUGGAGGAAGCAGCUGCUGAUCUGAUCUCUGACAUUGUGUGAGACAGACAUCUGAAUAAACUGCGCACAGACGUGUCUUUAAAACUACCGGACCGAGGCACGCCGUGGAUGAUUACCUCUUUGAUUUAAUGGGUCCAAUCAUUGGGAUGUCACCAGAUAAGAAAACGGAAAUUCCGGGUAUGCAAGAGGAGCGGACUGGCCUCAGAGGUGUUUGUGGUGUGGGAACGCUGCCCGAGGCUGAGUGUGCAUCCAGCCCUCUGGCGACCAGCGUGGAUCGUACGGGUGGCACCGAGGAUGAGGAGCUCACCAACCUCAACUGGCUGCACGAGAACCUGCUUCAGAACUUCACUCUGGGUGGCCCGGAGGCCCAGCCCAGCGGCAGUCCUCUCUUUGACAUCGAAGGAGACUAUGGGUCAAACCAGGGCCCUUCUUCCUCAUCAUCAUCCUCGUCACACGGCAGAGGCAGGGAGCGGGACUCAAUGAAGUCGAAGCCUCCUUUCUCAUUUUCUCUCCUCAUCUACAUGGCCAUCGAGCAGUCUCCCAGCAAAUCUCUGCCUGUUAAAGAAAUCUACGGCUGGAUUCUUGAGCACUUCCCUUAUUUCUCCAACGCUCCCACCGGAUGGAAGAACUCAGUCCGUCACAACUUGUCCCUGAACAAAUGCUUCCGCAAGGUUGAACGGAGCUUGGGAAAGGCCAAUGGUAAAGGUUCUCUGUGGUGCGUUGACCCUGAGUACCGCCCCAACUUGAUCCAAGCUCUGAAGAAGCAGCACUUCCCAGCCGCACAUGCCUUCUGCACACCACCCGCCUCCCCACCCAGUGCCUCCUCACCCCCUCGACACCUCUUUCUUCAAGGCUGCUCGUUCAAAGAGUCUGACAUUGAUGCUGCCACUGCCAUGAUGCUCUUAAACUCUGCCCCCGGGCACCACGUUGACCCAUGCAAUUCUGAAGGCCCUCUGGACCUCUCCCGGCCCGACUCGGUCCUGGUUAGCAGCGAUCCGAAGCAGGACCACAACUACAGCAGUGUCGCCCUGCAGCGCUGUUCCUCCCGCUCCUCCUCCUCCUCUCUCUCCUCCCUGGACGAAGGAGGCUGCGACCGCAGGCAGUCCCGCCGCGCCGGCAGUGAGGGCUUCCACAGCGACGAGGACUCCGACCUCUGGGACGAAAGGGGCGUCCACCAGACUUCCCGCCGUCCGCCUGCCAUCAAGUGGCCCAUCAGCAAGAGGCCACGCAGAGAGGUGAAGCCAGAGCUGGAUGAGGAGCUGAAGGAAGCCGCUGGCUCGUUGCUGCACCUCGCUGGUAUACGCAGCUGCACGGAGAGCUCCAAACGCACUGUCAAGAGCACAAAACUUAACAGGAAAUAAUUUUUUUUUUGUUUCAGCCCCUCAUCAGAUGCCCUGUGAACCCUAAGACCCCUGAUCCGUGUGUCCCAGUGUGCCUCCUUCUCCUACUCUGAUCGUUCAUUGACCAUUUUGAGCCUUUUUUGUUCGGGAAUACCCCUGUCCAACAAAACAAAUGGCAAUAGUAUCGUUCACACAGGAGAACAAAGCCAUAUAGAGACUUUUGUAACUCGGGGGUGACUGUCAGCGGGGGGCGGGAUUUUGGGGCUCUGGAGAACCAUCAAGAAAAGAAACCUAUCCAAAACGACCUGCCUGCUUCUGUUGGAUUAGACGAUUGUGAUUGAAGAGUUUUCCCUCUGAAAGACAAAACUGGGAAAAAGUUGAAGGUUUUUAUAACUCAAAGCGUUGCAUGCUUCCUCCUCAAACCUGUAUCCUCUUCCAAGUGAAUCUAUUUAUGAAGCGAAUGAGUGCAUGUUUGUAACAGACAAAAUCUAACCUCCUGGUGUUAUCACUUUCUCCUUUUUGUGCUAAAAAAUGCCACUCUUUUUGAAAGGAAAUCUUUCUCUUUGAAUCCUCUUUUAGGAGAGAUGCAAUAAUUAAUCCACAACCUUAACUUCUUUUUUACUUUGUUUCACCUUGGCAUUUCUCUUGAGUCGAGUAUGCUAGUUAAACUUUACAAUUAAGAGAUAAACGGAGCAGUACUACGAUCUUGCUAUGCGACAAACUUACCACACAAGAGCUCUGGCUCUGUUUCAGGACUAGCAAGACGUUGAUAUAGUAUUCCUCUGCCACUGCCAAAUUUAGUUGCAAAGUUAGCUAAACUACUUCGGCCAUUACUGUGCUGUGUAAGCUUGUUUUUAUUUUUGUUGAUCCCUCUCAUUCAUCAGUGUGUUUUUGACAUUUACUGUGCAGAUGCGGGACAUAUAUUCAUGAUUCAUGACAGCCUAUGCAACGUGAACAUCUGCCAUGUGCUGCCAGAUGUUCACUGUGUGUUAAUAGGUUCUCCUCCAUAGGUUUUAUUUUAUUUUAGCGUGUGUGUGUGUGUGUAUGUGUAUGAUAGUGCAUGUUGGCUUUAGCCAAAACUUGAGAUGAUGGUGGUCAAAUCAUUUUUAUUUUUUACAAAGUAGAGAGAUUAACUUGAUUGGUUUAAUUACAAAUAUCCUCCUGAGGGCUGAGCCACAGCGUGUCCUAACAGCAAUCGACCCAAGCAACAAAAUCAGCUUAAUUCAGUAGUUUAAAGUGUCCCAACAGAAUGCAAACAUUGUAGAGCAAAACAACAAGAUGCAUGUUUCCUUUUAUCUUUCACUUUCCCACUCAACACAGCUUGUAAGCUUGUUUUACAAAGUGAAAGUAAUGGUUAUGUCAUUAGUAGGGCUGUCAAGAUUAAUCCAGUUAAUUGUGAUUAAUCAAGGUCCACAGUUUCUGCACUAAUUCUUUCAAUCCCAUGCUUUAGUUUUCCUUUAACACACAGCCACAGUGAUGUUGAAUAAGUCCACCUCUGCUCCUUAAAGUCUCAUUUUACUUAAAAAAAUUCUCAGCUCAGUAGACAAGUCAAAAGUCAUCAUUUUGUGCAUUUUGUAUUGUCAAAUAUUACCUUUUACUGUCUCCUUAUAUCCUUUUAAAUCCAUUACAAGUUCCUUUUUCUGUGGUUAAGUUUUUAUCAUAGUCUUCAAUCUACCUAUGAAAGCAGGUUUGUGUCCAAACUGGAAGUCAGUUACCUUUAGUUUAAGACAGUAGUAAAAUCCAAAAUGGCACAUAAACUGUUUUAAAUGCAUAUGGUGCAAUUUUAAAAUGUGUUGAAAAGGGUGUGAUUAAUCACGAUUAACUAAAGGAGUUCUGGGAUUAAUUGCAAAUAAAAAUUCAAAUCUUUGAUAGCCCUAUUCAUGAGUAAUAUCCAUAUCCGUGUUUGAAGUGUUGCUCAGAGGCAAAACUAUUCAGCUUAUCACCGUCAAGUUUUAUCAUCCAAACUAGGGCUGAACUAUUCGGGAAAAUAAUCUACAUGUGAUUUUUUUUUCCCCCCAAUAUUGCAACAAUAAUUACGUCCUUUAUAUUGUGUAUUUUUCAACAAAUAGAAGCGAAGAAUCACUCUACAUUAUAACUAACAUAAUAUAUAAUAGAUACAACUAAUGAUCUUGAAAAAAUAACUAAUUUCAGAUAUUUUAACUCUGAAGCAAAUUCACUAUGAACCGGGGAUAGUAAAUUUUCUCAUUUCGAUUAAGAAAGGCAAGGAAAGUAAGAUUUUUGUUAUUUUUCUUAAAGAAAUUUCCAUUUGAAUGUUUGCAUGGUUUGUAGAGCUUUACAUCAAUGCUGCAAAAAAACAAAACUGGUAUUUUGACACAUUUCAGAUUAAAGUAAUAUUGAAUCUGAAAAUUGCAGUAGGACCGAUUGCAGUUUAAUUUAUAUUAACUACCCAGCCCUAAUUGACACUUUGGUUUCUUCUAUGGCUGCUGCAGAUUAAUCUGACUAAUGAAACUAUUUGUGAUUAAUUGCAUGCUUUUUUUCUCCCUUUCAACACACUUUAGUUAAGCUGUUUCAGCAUCUCCCUGCAGUCACAGUGUUGUAAAACAAGUCCUCUUUUCAGUGUAAAAAAAACUCACCAACAGCUCAGUGGACAAGUCAAUUUCCAAUCCAUAACAAGUUCCUUUUUCCAUGAUGAAGUUCAUGACAUAAUCUUCAAUCUACCCACAAGCACAGAUCUGUGUCCGAACAGGUGGUCUGUUAUCCUUAUAAAUUUAAUAUCUAACAAAUAGGAUGCAAUUAAUUUCAGAAAUACUGGGAAUAGUAAAGAUUAAAAUGUUCAUACUUUGACAGCCCUAGUUUCUUUAGAUUCAAAAUAGAAGUGCCACAUAUGUUACUGUUUCAGGGGGAAAACUGAAAUAAACAUUUCAGAUAAUUUGAUAUUUGAUAGAUUCAUUGUGGACAGAUGCUGCACUCAUGCUGUUAGGACACAGUGGCCAGAAAUGACCACAGCUCCCUGCUGUGUAAUUUAAAUUUGUAGAUUGUUUUUUUCUUUAUUUUAAUUAUGUAGUUUAGAAAACCUCAACACAGCUAAUUAUCUGUGGCCAAGCUAAUUCACACCUUUAGAAAAAGUAUGUUUUUGUUGAGCAUAAAUGAAAGCUAUCAGGCGUAAAAGGGUAAAUAUGUAUUUGCUGCUUGAAAGAUUUGGACUCAGCGUGCGCAGUAGCUCACAGACGAGAAACUGCUGCUCUGAUAUUAUGCCCUCAGUUUGUUCUUGCAGGCUUUUAGCGUUUGCCCUUCCUCUUAUAACAAAAUAAGGAAGUGCACGCUCUCUUCUCAAGCUGUGAAAGCGGGUGUUUAUCAUCAGUCGAUUGCAUGCAGCUCACUGAGAGGAAGUUGUGUAAAAUGCCACAUUUUUUUAUUUGAGCUUUUAAAAAGUCUGCACACUCGCAGUGCACAAUGCAAAGUAGCAUGGAAGCACACAAAGAUAACACAUUAUUAUUUCCCACAGUACUUGACCACAUCGUGUCACUGAUACAAUGUUAGUAUAGUAUGCAUGGUGGGUGCCAAAUGUUUUCUCGUGCCACUGAUGUUGAAACUGCAAGAGGCCGUGGUCUUCUUUAUUCCCCUGCUGCCACAAUGUACUUUGAUGAUUUAGAGUAACAAUGCCCUACUUUUCUGAAUCAUCCCAACAGGAAAUGGGAGAGGACUCUGGUCAGUCAGCGUAGUGACCUAACCAAUCUUUAUUUGGUUUAUUUUUGUCGCUUUAGAGCGGGAACUGCUCUCAGCAGAGAAUAAGCUGCAGUUCUCAGAAGUUCUAUUUGCAUACACUGGUUUUGUUUAGCUGUGAAAAAGAACAAAUGAUUGUUCAUUAAUCAUCAUCUUAUUUAUGACUUUAAUUUAUGGGAUUUUUGAAUGCAUACUCUAUCAAACACUGGUCAUUGAAACUGACUAGGCACAUGACUUUUUCUCCUUCUGUGAACUCCUUUAAAUAAGUUUAUUUUCCUUGUUUUAUUUUGCAGCAAUUUUAUGCCUUUUUUCCUCUCACUAUGUUAUAGUGAUUAAGUAUUUUGCCAAUGUUUAAUGUCCUUAGAGCGGGUGUUUUAUUUUCACUUUAACCAUGACUGCCAGGUUUUGUUGAUGUUUUGUUUUGCUUUUUGUUCAUCCUGAUAGAAAUCAGUUUGGCUGGCAACACACACGAGGAUUUUCAAACCUUACAAGAUUUCAAAAACAUGGGAGACCACAAACAUGAGGACAAUUCAACUGAUUUUUGACAUUAUAAUCUGAAUGCACACACUAGACGAUUCUGCCGAACUGCAAGACCACACGCCUGCUGUUUUAAUGAAGAUUUCAAAGCAGGGAGUCCAAGAUCUCACAGAAAUGCGUGCGCAAACAUGACUCCAGGAGGGAAAUGUACGGUGGAUGAUAGCCGUCUUCCUGGCUAUGUUUCCAGUGUUGUAGUGAAAAACAUAAAUAUUCCACGUGGCUUGAGUUGUAUUUAUGAUCGCUACCAUAUUUGUGCACUGUAAAAGUAUGCAAGCUGCCCAGUCUUCUCACUCUUACUGGCGUUUGCCCAUUUGGAUUGUUUGCAGAUGACAUCAUGCCACAUUGAAAAACUCCAGCUGGGGGGCAGGAAGUGAUUUCUGCAUAGAGAAUGCCAUCAAAUCCUAAAAUUUUGUGCCAUUUACAACUUUGCCAACAGAUUUAAUUGUAAAGACAAAAUUUUAAGCAACUUUUGUAUCCCGAAAGUAGUGAUACAUUCAAGCUAAAUAGUUUUAAAAGCUCAUGGAGAAACAAUGACAGAUAUGAAUUAAAAACCCCCAUGUUUGGUGAAGCAGGCGCCCAGAUAUCAAGGCUGGAGUUCUCAGUGGUUGCCGGAUUGAUUUCUGGUCUUGGCGCUGUUUGGUGCUUGCCUUUCCCCAUUUUCUCCCUGGUAUUUCCUGUCUCUAUUCCUAUUGGAAUAAGACAAAAGCCCAAAAAUGAUGAUUAACAAAAAACAACCUCCAUCGACAGCCUGGACCAGCGAUAUCUGCUAGUCUAUCUGCUGGACCAGCUAGUCUGUUUGGCUCCUAAAUGGCUUUUCCUUUUGUACCAGUUUGACUUUUUAAAUGUGGAAUAAAAAAUGGCAGAAAUGGACUAAAGGACUCCCAAUCUUGAGCCAGCUCUUGUCAUUUACAUAAAAAAAUCAAUUUCUUAGAACAGGCUGGUUUGAGAGUAACACAUAACUCAGUAACAAGUUUUAUUUGGUUUUUACUUACAGAUUGUUUCAACUAAGAGCAUAUUUAUGACAAUGAAGGAGAAAAGCUGUUAAACAGCUAGCCUCUUAGCUCAGUUUAAGACUUCUAAAGACUUGUCUUCCUUCAUCUGGCUGGAUGUAUGAGGUCUGCAGGAUUAAGUAUUUAUGAUAGUACCUUGACACCAGACUUCUUUGUAAAGUUUAGGGAUCACACCUGAUGUAUGUAGAAAUGUAAUGCUAACUGUAGUGUGCAGGUCCAUUUAGGGCUUUAAUGUACCAACUUUCUGCUAUUUCCAAUCGUCACGCUUUUCUUCCUGCCUCCUAGCACAAUCACCUAACUGCAACCAACCUAUUCCAUCAGAGCCUCCCUGAUAUCAAAUCA